Molecule: messenger RNA, 153 nt
Organism: Trichoderma gamsii
Lineage: Eukaryota; Fungi; Ascomycota; Sordariomycetes; Hypocreales; Hypocreaceae
Exons: 1
Coding region: 1-153 (50 amino acids)
Source: RefSeq, a predicted model, not a curated record
AUGGCGUCCCUUGUGAAGCUGAUGGAAAAGAAGAUGCUUCAAUUCGACGUGACAUUUGCAACGUAUAUGUUUACGCCGAUGGAGAAGUUCUUUUUCUGUAAGUCUUUGUCCUUCCUGUUCUUCGCCUACUUAUCCGGCGUUCCCUUUUUCUAA